AUGGUUUUAAAAGAAAAAAAAAAUAAAAAGUAUUCUUCUAAAUAUAACAAAAAAAGUAAAGGAAACAAUUCUAUGGAAAAAGAUACUAAAAAAAAAAAUACCAGUAAAAAUGAAUUUUACGAUGAAAAUGAUUUACCAUAUUAUGACAGUAAUGACGAUUUUUUAAUUAAAAAUAAUGAGUUAUUUUAUGAUAUUUUUAAAUAUGAUGACGAAUUAAAUCAAGUAAAGAAACAAAAUAUCGAACCUUCAAGCAUAAUUAAAGAAAAAGAAAAGCAUUCAGAUUUUGUUAUAACAUCUAUAGCCUUUAACAUCCCAGUUGGUAUGAUUUAA
Molecule: messenger RNA, 330 nt
Organism: Plasmodium gallinaceum
Lineage: Eukaryota; Apicomplexa; Aconoidasida; Haemosporida; Plasmodiidae
Product: conserved Plasmodium protein, unknown function
Exons: 1
Coding region: 1-330 (109 amino acids)
Source: RefSeq, a predicted model, not a curated record